CGUUGUCUUUAGUUGAGCUGGAGAGAGAUCAGAUUACAGAAUUGGUUAUGAGUGUGGAGAGAGAAGCUUCCACAAAUUGAAAGCUCGACCGCUGAAGAAAGAGGUAGCUGAGAAGAAAGCUUAAGAUGUUUCAAAAUCAGAGAUUGUUCUGCAAUAAGACACCAGACCAGUUUUAGGGUUUCCUGUAAGCUAAUAUCUAUAACUCCUUCUCUCAAGUGAUGAACUGCCUUUGGCUUUGAAAAGAUGCAUGGAUUCUCCACUGUUGAUGGCUUUGUGGAGAUAACUGAAGGCUUGGCAGAGAUGAUUAAGUACGUGGCAAAUGAACCGUCAGUAGGGCUUUUUUAUAUUCAGCAGCACACUCAAAAUGCAGUUCCCAAUCUUGUUAGUCUUAGAAAUACCAUUGUGGAUAAGUCCCGUGAAACGACUUUGCACACUGAAGAUUCAGAGGAUUCCAUAGCCAUGGUGAGAUCAAUGAAAGAAUGUGGAUUCCCCAUUGCUGAUGAGAUGAUUAGAGACAUAAAAAAAUCUCUAGCGGUUAUGUCAACAAAGCAACCAAAGAGAGGGCUAAUAGAUAACCAAACAUCAAGUUUUCAGAUGGGAAGAACAAGCUCUUGGAAACCAGCCAGUUGGGUUCGUUCCCCAAGUGUUGCCCAGCAGGACACUGAAAGCGGCUAUAUUUCUACUGUAAUCAAAUCUGCAAGACAAAAGGCGAGCAACUUCAAGUGGCCGCCACUUGAUUCUAAAGAAUUAACACAGGCUUCUUAUCCUAACCCAACACUGUCAGUUGCUUCUGUGAGCACUAGUUCAUCUCUGCCAGAUGUGGAAGCUGAGGAGUUGCCCGUGUCAAGCCAUGUUGCAGAUGAGCAACAAGAAGACCAAGUUGAUGAUAGCUUGUUGACUCAUAAUUUAUUACCAAUGGAAGAAAACUUUGAUGAAUUCAAGGCUGAUAAAGAACUUAAACUACAAGAGUGGUUGGAAGGGACUGGCAACGUAGAUAAUCACAGAGGAGCAAGUGCUGCAGAAAGAUUUUAGUUUGUCGUUGUUAAGAUACUGAAACCGCUUUGUCAUGUACAUACUGUUGUGUCUUGUGUUAUUAUCUAUGGAUGAUGAUGUAUACAUGAUUGUUUGAAUUUUCAACGGUGAUAAUAAAAUUUUUCUCUGAUUCUUGAGUUA
This is a messenger RNA of Prunus persica (peach), 1173 nucleotides long. RefSeq lists its product as uncharacterized. The record is from RefSeq and is a predicted model, not a curated record. The transcript is spliced from 2 exons. NCBI's taxonomy places the organism in Eukaryota, Viridiplantae, Streptophyta, Magnoliopsida, Rosales, Rosaceae. The coding region runs from base 244 to 1032 and encodes 262 amino acids.